Molecule: messenger RNA, 2145 nt
Organism: Trypanosoma cruzi
Lineage: Eukaryota; Euglenozoa; Kinetoplastea; Trypanosomatida; Trypanosomatidae
Product: oligopeptidase B, putative
Exons: 1
Coding region: 1-2145 (714 amino acids)
Biological process (GO): proteolysis
Molecular function (GO): serine-type endopeptidase activity
Source: RefSeq, a predicted model, not a curated record
AUGAAGUCUGGUCCCAUUGCCGCACCUAAGGAUCACGAGGUGGUGUUUGGUUAUGUUGAAGGGGAGAAUCGCGGGAAUAAUGCAAUGAAUCCGCCUCGUCGUCGAAAUGAUCCACUCUUUUGGCUAAGGGAUGACUCACGCAAGAAUCCAGAGGUCAUUGCACAUCUAAAGCUAGAACAGGCAUACUUUGAAGAGCGCACGGCGGAUAUUAAAGACUUUUCCGAGACAAUUUUUAAAGAGUACAUCUCACACAUAAAGGAGACGGACAUUUCCGCACCGUACCGGUACGAUGGCUACACGUACUACACGCGGGAGGUGGAAGGCCUGUCAUACAAAAUUCACUGCCGUGUCCCGUUGGGAAUGACGCCUGGAAAAAGUGAAGAUGAACAGGUGAUACUGGACGAGAACAAACUGGCAGAGGGGAAAUCAUUUUGUAUGGUGCAUGAGGUGAAACCGGCGCCACCAGAUCACAAUCUUGUGGCGUACUCUGUUGACUACGUUGGAAAUGAAAUGUAUACCAUCCGUUUUACGGAUAAUGCGGUGACCGACGUGGUGGAAGGGACCAAUGGCCAGAUUUUAUGGGGUCCAAAUGCAUCAUGUUUCUUCUACAUCACAAAAGACGCGGCAGAACGGAAUUAUAAAAUUUGGCGACACAUUAUUGGACGUCCACAGUCGGAGGAUGUCUGCUUAUACACGGAGAAUGAUCUGCUCUUCAGUACCGCCAUGGCGAUUUCAGGAGAUGGUAACACCUUGAUUAUCGGCUCGGGGUCGUUCGAGACGACGGAGUCGCAUCUGUUGGAUCUACGCAAAGGCAACGGUCACACAACGUUGGAAAUGGUUCGACCGCGUGAAAGGGGUGUGCGCUACGAUGUGGAGCUUCAUGGCACGGAAACUUUGUUAAUUCUAACAAACAAGGACAAUUGCAUGAACGGCAAGGUGGUGUCGGCCACACGUAACACCCCUUCGGAUUGGGAAAACGUUAUUGUACCGCACAGUGAGGAUGUGUUCAUUGGGGAAAUUGGUGUAUUUGCAAAGUUUGUUGUCCUUUCCGGUCGACGUGGGGGAAUAACACGUGUUUGGGCGAUGCCCGUGGGUUCUGAUGGGUUGUUUCGUAGUGGUGCCUUUGUGCAGGAGGUAUCGUUUGACGAACCCGUCUUUACCGCCUUUCCUGUUUUUUCACACAUGAAAAUGUACGACACGGAGACGCUGCGCGUCAGCUACACUUCCAUGUCAACCCCCACAACUUGGUUUGACCUGCAUGUCGUAAAUGGAACUCGCACGAUCGUUAAGGUUCGUGAAGUGCUUGGUAAUUUUGACGCGAAAAAUUACACUUGCCGGCGUCUGUUUGCUACGGCACCAGACCGGACGAAGAUUCCACUUUCCAUUGUGCAUGAUGUCAGUCUCGACAUGAGUAAGCCACACCCAACAGUUUUGUAUGCAUAUGGCUCGUAUGGUGCCUGUGUGGAGCCGGAGUUCAGUGUUAAAUACCUACCAUAUUUGGAUCGUGGCGUAAUUUAUGUCAUUGCACACGUCCGAGGUGGAGGGGAGAUGGGCCGGGCGUGGUACGAGGUAGGUGCAAAGUACCUCACAAAACGAAAUACAUUUUCAGACUUUAUCGCAUGUGCGGAGUAUCUUAUCGAAAUUGGACUAACAACACCCUCACAAUUAGCAUGUGAAGGGCGUAGUGCGGGAGGAUUGUUAAUUGGUGCCGUGUUAAACAUGCGACCCGAUCUCUUCCGUGUUGCGCUGGCGGGUGUGCCGUUUGUAGAUGUCAUGACGACGAUGUGUGAUCCGAGUAUUCCUCUCACAACAGGUGAGUGGGAGGAGUGGGGUAACCCAAAUGAAUACAAGUUCUUUGACUAUAUGAAUAGCUAUAGUCCAGUGGACAAUGUACGCGCGCAGGACUACCCGCAUCUCAUGAUCCAAGCCGGUCUUCAUGACCCCCGUGUGGCCUACUGGGAGCCGGCGAAGUGGGCUUCCAAACUGCGCGCCCUCAAGACGGACUCCAACGAAGUACUCCUAAAGAUGGACCUCGAAAGCGGGCACUUCUCAGCAAGUGAUCGCUACAGGUAUUGGCGUGAGAUGUCCUUUCAACAGGCAUUUGUGCUUAAACAUCUCAAUGCUCGGACACUUCUUCGGAGGUGA